Messenger RNA from Acipenser ruthenus (sterlet), 16704 nucleotides. Its product is annotated as dynein axonemal heavy chain 3-like. NCBI's taxonomy places the organism in Eukaryota, Metazoa, Chordata, Actinopteri, Acipenseriformes, Acipenseridae. Gene Ontology annotation, cellular component: dynein complex. Gene Ontology annotation, biological process: microtubule-based movement. The coding region runs from base 1529 to 14026 and encodes 4165 amino acids. The record is from RefSeq and is a predicted model, not a curated record. The transcript has 82 exons. Gene Ontology annotation, molecular function: ATP hydrolysis activity; dynein light intermediate chain binding; minus-end-directed microtubule motor activity.
GGCACCGCAAAUUGAAAAGGCGCAGCCAGCCGCCUACAUCAUCAGCCUACUGUGAUACAGAAUGGAAACUAGACUGUGCGCACAAUGAAUGCAGAACAGAGAGACAGCACAAUUUGAGCACAAAGCUCCCAAAAAUUGCCGAUCGCGGGAAGGCAUUGUGUGCGUCGGUCUCGCUCAGCUCUUUGUUUUGUGAGACGGUUUAUUUCGGAGCUGUGUCAGUCAGGGAAUUUCAUCGACAGUUUAUGAGUUGCAGUUUGCCUGUUUAAAACCUUUCCAGUCUGCCUUGCAGAUCAAAAUGCCGCGUUUGUUUUCCUUGUUUGUUUGUUUGUUUUGUUUUGUCUUUAAUGUUUUUAUUACAUCAGUCGGGUUUGCUAUCCUCCUCCCAAGUGAAUGCGGUGCAGCGGAAACGAAAAGGCAGAGCAGUUUUUUAUGCAGAGGAGGGAAGUCAGUCUGGCACCGAAUCUUACAGCACCCAGCACCCACCAGAUGAUAUCCGCUGACAGCAGCAAACACAAUGAGAAGCAGAGCAGAGGAAGGUCUGCUACGGCUUGAUACAUCAGAGCUGAAAAUGAAGCAGGGAGAACAGAGAAUGAGUAACUGCUGCCAGCAUCUACACCCCAGAUAAAAACUCCUCGCUAUCUCUCUAUCUCCAAGCACAGCGCAGGCCAGUGAUCAGGGGAACAAACCCCUGCCACGAGAGGGGCUAAAUGACAUUGCAGGUCGUUGGCACAGAGACGCUCGCAGCAUGUAAUGUGCAAACAGCAGGAUUGCAGAGCAAACAGAUAACACCACAAUUAGGGAUGCUACUUGUGACAGAUUGAAGGGCUCCCCUUGUAAAAGUGUACUGCGGUGCAGAAUGGAAGAAUGACAGCGAAAGCGUAGUAAAGCAUAGGCAUCGAGAGGAAAGAAAACAGGGCACAGCAUAUGCAGUGUGAGCAGAGAAAAACAAAGAACUGUAAACAAGCAAAUCCACCACUCUUAUAAGAGCGUACCUCAGCAGAAAUGCAAUGAAACACAGAGGAAGCACGGGAAAGCAUAUUACCAGAUUACUGUAGGUAUAGUACAGCAUAUUGAAAAACAUGCAAAUCAUGAUAAACUACAGGAAAUGCAUAGAGUAACACGACGGUGUGUAUACAGCAGCGUACAUAUCACCCCAACACCAUCAUUAGCAGUCAGAGCGUUUGUUUACGCCGCAGCCACGCAACACUGUGGACAGACAGCGAGUUGUCAGCGGUUGCUUGCGGGUAACCCGGAGUUACGGAUCGGGCUGAAAAGCAGGGAAUGGUUCCCAAGCAAUGGGACACGCCUUGUUAUCAAAAUACUGCUCAGCUCGCAAACACAAGCAAGCAACAAGUAACAAGUAACGAGGUUGGGCAGGUUGCUAAACAAACCGGAGAUUGCUGGUUGCAUGCAUGUGUUGUGAAGUUUGAAUCCGCUAACCUCGACCUGUCAGAGACUGUCUCACCAGUAUCAGCCCUGCCACUCGUGCAGCAGCACCAGAGACUACGCUGCUUAAGCAGAAGACACGAUGACGAACCCCCUAGGAAACUCAGACGUGCCUGUGUUCAAUGAGAGGCCGAGGAUCUUGCAGAGAGGGGCCUGGACCCAGGCAGCACCAUACAAGGAGGAGAAGUUCCACCGAAGAGUCAGUGACUCCAUCGGGAACAGCUACAGCCCUGCGGCCAGAGAUUUCUCCACAUAUUUCAUCUAUAAGCUCCUCGGCUCAAACGACACUCCGGAGCACAGCCAGGACAGGGAGGGGCCAACACGGGAGAGGGCGUGGCAACUGGCAGUGCCGCCCUGUCGUCACGCCAACAGGGUCCUGAAAAAGAGGGAGCCCAGACACAGUUUACAAGCCAGGCGGUUGGAAGCCCCUGGGGCUGUGGGGAGCGGGGAGAGGCUUAUCAGUGAUGUAGCCACCUGGGGUAGUGAUUACCAUCCAGAGGGGCUGGGCUGCUGCUCCUCUCCUCCACCACCGCCUCUGCUUGUGCCUCGCAUGCCUGUCUGCGAAGAGGAGCUACGGAGCGCCAGCAGACUGCCUCCCCUCCAGAGAGCCCCAGACAGGAGCCUGGGGGUACCCUGGCGUGGGGGUAGACAAGGGAUCCCGGGGGCGAACCAGGCACCAGGACCCCUGAAACGGGAUCACCCCCCACAUGUGGGGUGCCUUCAGGACAGAGAUCCCGACCCUGAGGAAGACCACCCCGUGCACGAUGAGGUCACGAGGGCCGCCCUGGCUGUCUGCUUCCCCCCCUCCACCUUCUCCACCCAUGGCCUCUCGCGGCCAGCCAGCCCCCUGCAGGAGCACUUGCCCAGGUACUGUGAGCUGAUCGCCCACUCGUUUGACCCCUCGGAGGUGACCCCCCUGUGUGAGCAAUGGCUGGCCGGGGUCAGAUCCCGAAUCCCCGCCGAGCUCGCGGCCAAGCAAGGAGCAGCUCUGCAGACGCUGAGCGAGGAGGUGGAGGGUAUGUAUGCAGAGGCCAUGAAGAAAUCCAUCCUGGACUAUAUACUACUGGACCCUGCUGAGCAAGCCAGACUGGGCAUCACUCUGACAGCCAAGCCCUCACACAGUGCAGGACGGGAGUGUUUCCCCUGGCAGGAGCGAGUGCAGCACAGCCGCAGCAGACUCAGGGGGGCGCUGUACCCCACACACCCUGUCAUCGGCAGGAUCCUGCACAGCUUCCACAGCAAGUACAAACAUUUCCGGCUGCUGGACCUGCAGGCCCUCUCGCGGGAGUUACCUCUGACCCUGGAUCAGCUGACUGAUCACAUGACUGAGGUGGUGGGCAGGAGGGCGGGGCUGCUGCAGGAGAGCUGGCUGCGAGACUCCGCCCACAUUGUCAGCGAGAGCCGGGACUGCAUUGAGGCUUGGAUGCCACAGGAGGAGGAGACUCUGAGGAUGAGGAAGAUGGCUCACUUCUUCAGCAGCGUGGCGACACUCAUGUCGGUUAUGUUACGCGUGGUGGUGGCAGAGUCCCUGCAGGAGCUGGUGAGCUGGCUGGAGGGGUACGGCAGAGGGAACGAAUACCAGGGGGGCUACCCACACCACAGCCUGGGCCUGCCCAUCAAACCACACGCCAUCAUCAUGUUCAUGAAGCUGUGCUGGGAGAAGGCUGAUGUCUCGUUCACACCGUCCAUUGAUGAAGUCACCCGCUGCCUGCACUCUAUAGUGGACAGUGUGGUCCUCAGUGUCCAGCACUUUCCACGCAUCGAGCACCAGCUGUUCCAGGCUGUAGAUAAACUGCAAAUCAGAUUCAUCAGCUCUGUGCAGACGGGAGAAGAAAUCGUGCUGUCGGCUAAAGCGAGGAUUCGAGCCGUGAUUAUAAAUAACAGCCACGGACCGCAGAGGUACUGCUCUGUGUACCAGUCCUCUCUGCCCCUGCUGUGCGCGGAGGCAGAGAGCCGCGUGGAGGAGUUCGUCAGCAAGGAGCCCAACCUGUGCAAUUACACCCGGGAGAUCAAGCGCUUCCAGGGCCUGGGGGAGGAGCUGGCCUCCUUGCCAGUGCACGUUCCCAUGGAGCUGCUGCUGCUGGACUGCUCCCAGAUAAAGCAGUGGAUGGUGCAGCGCACACACCAGCUGGCCAGUAUCUUCAUCAGCAGAGUGGCAUCCUCCUCGGAGCGGUUAAACCGGAGCAUCUGCCAGCAGUACGAGGACAUCGUGAGCAGGAUCACCACCAUCUCGGGAAGCACCAGCGCCCUGGUGGAGCUGCAGGGCUACGUGGACAAGCUGUGGGGUGGGGAGCUACUGCAGCUCAAGGAGAGGCUGGAGCUGGCGGCCGCUAACCUGCUGUUCCUGCUGGACUUUGCCGCCCUGUCCAAAGAGGACAUCAUUCUGAAUGGGAACACCUUCUCCUGGCCUGACAGGAUUGUCCCCAUCAUCAAGAACAGUGAGACUCGGCUGCAGAAGGAGCAUGACCAGGCUGUGCAGAGGCUGGGGCAGCGGCAGGGUGAGUUCUCCCGGCGCCUGGCAGAGGUGGCACUGUUGGUGAAGGAGUUCCAGCGUCGGGAGCGCCUGGCCGAGGCACAGCAGUACGUGGAGCGGCUCCGAGACAUCGGGCUGACCAUCCAGGGGUUCAUUGAGGAGAAGAGCCAGAUUAACCAGGAGGAGGCGCUGCUGGGGAUGGGUCCGGUUAGCCCCUACCCCGAGAUCGAGGAGCUGCUCAUCUCCAAGGAGCCCUACGAGCGCCUGUGGUCAGCGGCGCUCAGCUUCAACACGCAGCACGAGCGCUGGCUCAACGGAGCGAUGCUGCAGGUCAGCGCAGAGGAGGUGGAGGAGCAGGUGCAGAGUUUAUGGAAGACCAGCUACAAGCUGACGAAGGUACUGCAUCACCCGGACCUGCAUGGGCCCCUGAAAGCUGCCACCACCAUCAAGACCAAGCUGGAGAAGUUCCGGAUGAACAUGCCGCUCAUCAGCGCACUGUGCAGCCCCGGAAUCAAGCAGAGGCACUGGAACCUCAUGAGCAGGAAGGUGGGGUUCAGCAUCGCUCCUCAGGAGAGCACGUCGCUCAGUGAGAUCCUGCAGCUGGGGCUGGAGAAGCACCUGGAGGAGCUGAGCCAGGUGAGCGUCCAGGCAGGGAAGGAAUAUGCCCUGGAGCAGGCACUGGAGCACAUGGAGAGAGACUGGGAGCAUGUCUGCUUCAGCUUUGUGCCCUACCGAGACUGCGGGGUCAGCGUGCUGGCAGCCGUCGACGACAUCCAGGUUCUGCUGGAGGAUCACGUUGUGAAGACCACCACCAUGAAGGGCUCCCCGUUCAUCGCCCCCUUCGAGGAGCAGCUGCUGUCCUGGGAGGCCAGGCUGCGGCUGAUGCAGGAAGUCCUGGAGUCCUGGCUCCGGGUGCAAAUGGCCUGGCUUUACCUGGAGCCCAUUUUUGGCUCGGAGGACAUCCGUAACCAGAUCCCCGUGGAAGGGAAGCUCUUCGAAGCUGUGGACAAUACCUGGAGGCAGGUCAUGGCUGAGGCUCAGCAGACUGGCAAUGCCAUGCGGGUUAUCUCUCAGGUCCAGAUGCUCAGUAAACUCAGAGAGGCCGAGUCGAUGCUGGACGACAUUCAGAGAGGCUUAAACGACUACUUAGAGAAGAAAAGGCUCUUCUUCCCGAGGUUCUACUUUCUGUCGAACGACGAGCUGCUGGAGAUCCUGUCGGAGACGCGGGACCCCAUGCGUGUGCAGCCCCACCUCAAGAAGUGCUUUGAGGGCAUCGCCAAGCUGAGCUUCAGCGCGGGCUGCGAGAUCACGCACAUGGAGUCUGCGGAGAGCGAACGCGUGGAGCUGGUGUGCAGGAUCAUACCCGCGCAGGCCCGGGGCCUCGUCGAGCAGUGGUUGCACCAGGUGGAGAGGGUGAUGAAGGAAUCCCUCCAGCAGGCUCUGCUCCGCUCCAUCACUGCGUACCCCCAGACCCCCAGACACCACUGGGUGCUGCACUGGCCUGGGCAGGUGGUGCUGGCCACCAGCAUUAUCUACUGGACCUUGGAGCUCUCACAGGCCAUUACCCAGGAAGGGGGUCUGCAGUCCUACCUGGAGAAGAGCAACAGGCAGGUGGAGGACAUCGUGAGACUGGUCCGGGGCAAGCUCACUAAAAUGGAGCGCAUUACCCUGGGGGCUCUGAUCACCGUCGACGUUCACGCUCGGGACGUGGUGACGCAGUUAAAGGAGCUGGGUGUCAGCACUACCACCAACUUCCACUGGGUGGCGCAGCUGCGGUACUACUGGGAGGAGGGGCAUGCUGUGGUGAGGAUGAUCACCACGUCGGUGCCGUAUGGCUACGAGUACCUGGGCAACACCGGCCGGCUGGUCAUCACCCCACUCACUGACCGCUGUUACAGGACGCUGAUGGGAGCCCUGCAGCUAAACCUGGGAGGAGCUCCAGAGGGACCGGCUGGGACAGGGAAGACAGAAACCUGCAAGGACCUGGCCAAAGCCGUGGCCAAACAGUGCGUUGUGUUCAAUUGCUCUGAUGGCCUGGACUACAAAGCCAUGGGGAAAUUCUUCAAAGGACUGGCGCAGUCUGGAGCCUGGGCCUGCUUUGAUGAGUUUAAUCGGAUCGAGCUGGAGGUGCUCUCUGUCGUGGCACAGCAGAUCCAGACUAUCCAGCGAGCCGUCUCGGAGCGAGCAGAGACCUUCGUGUUUGAGGGGACGCAGAUCUCCCUGGACCCAUCCUGCACUGUCUUCAUCACCAUGAACCCUGGGUACGCGGGCAGGGCGGAGCUGCCAGACAACCUGAAGGUGCUGUUCCGCACGGUGGCCAUGAUGGUCCCAGACUACGUCCUGAUUGCGGAGAUCUCUCUCUACGCCAUCGGCUUUGUCGACGCCCGCAACCUGGCAGCAAAAAUCGUGGCCACUUACAGACUAUGCUCGGAGCAGCUAUCCUCGCAGCACCACUAUGACUACGGGAUGCGCGCGGUGAAGUCCGUGCUGACGGCCGCCGGAAACCUGAAAGUGAGGCUGCCGGAGGAGAGGGAGGACGUGCUCAUGCUGAGAUCCAUCAACGACGUCAACCUGCCCAAGUUCUUGUCCCAGGACAUCCCCCUGUUUGAGAGCAUUGUCUCGGACCUCUUCCCUGGGGUGGAGCUGCCCGCGGCCAACCACUGCGACAUGGAGACGGCCAUCCGCGAGGUCGCUCAGCGCUGCCACUUGCAGGCCGUGCCCUGGUUCAUCACCAAGAUCCUCCAGGUCUACGAGAUGAUGCAGGUGCGGCACGGCUUCAUGCUGGUUGGCGGGCCGCUGGGGGGGAAGUCGUCGGCUCUACGGGUGCUGGCGGGGGUGUUGGCGUUGCUGGAGGAGCGGGGGCUGAGGGAGGAGCACCGGGUUGACCGUGUCAUCAUCAACCCCAAGGCCAUCUCCAUGGCGCAGCUCUAUGGCAGCUACGACGCUGUCUCACACGAGUGGAGUGACGGGGUCCUGGCCAACGUGUUCCGGAAGCACGCCACCAGCCUGACCCCGGACAGGAAGUGGUGCGUGUUCGACGGGCCCGUGGACGCGGUCUGGGUUGAGAAUAUGAACACCGUCCUCGACGACAAUAAGAAGCUGUGUCUGAUGAGCGGGGAGAUCAUUCAGAUGAGUCCCCAACAGAACAUCAUCUUCGAGGUGCUGGACCUGGAGCAGGCCUCUCCGGCCACGGUCAGCAGGUGUGGGAUGAUAUACAUGGAGCCCAUGGACCUGGGCUGGGAGCCGUUAGUCCAGUCCUGGCUGGAAACCAAGCUGCCCCAUUUCCUGACCUCGGAGCAGAAACACUUGGUAAAGCUGCUGUGUGAGUGGCUGCUCCCACCGUGCUUGGACUUCAUCCAGCAGCGAUGCCGUCCGGUGGUGCAGUCAUCCCAGAUGCACCUCACCUCCGCCCUGCUCAAGCUCUACCAGUGCCUGCUGGCUGAGAUCAGCAGUGUGGAUUCUGCAGUGGAGAGAGAAGAGGCCUGUGUCGAGACUCUGGAGGAGCAGGAAGAAAGCUUCCAGGCCAGCAAGCAGAAACAGCAGGAGGAGACCAGCAGCAUGAUCGUGGCCGGAGCCUUUUUCUCCGUGGUCUGGUCACUGGGGGGUCUCCUUGAUGCCUCCUCUAAGCAGCGGUUCAGCGAGUUCUUCAAGAGCCUCUGUGACCAGGAUUCCAAGCAGCCCCGCCCCCGAGAGCUCCGGGUCCCGCGAGCCCUGCAGAUGCCCAAGCGGGACAGCGUGUUCCACUACGUGUUCCUGCGCAGGAACGUCCCCUCCUGGUGUCUGUGGAGGGAGCUCCUUGCCCCCGCCAGCCUGGAGCCCUGCAUGAAGACUGGUGAUAAGGGCCUGUAUCUCCAGCUCAGUGACAUCAUCGUGGCCACGACGGAGACUACGGUGCAAACGUACUUCCUGGAGAAGCUGCUGCUGCAGGACAAGCCGCUGCUCUUCGUAGGACCCACAGGCACAGGGAAGACGGCUAUUACCAACAGCUUCCUGGGCCAGCUGCCCCCUGAGAAAUACUCCGUCUGUCAGCUCAGCUUCUCCGCCCAGACCUCUGCUAGCCAGGUUCAGGACGGAUUGCUCACCAAGCUGGAGAGGCACAGGAAGGGGGUGUACGGAGCCCCUCCUGGGAGGCGUGUCCUGCUGUUCGUCGAUGACCUCAGCAUGCCGGCCAAGGAGCGCUACGGAGCCCAGCCCCCCAUCGAGCUGCUGCGGCAGUGUACGGAGCAUGGCUACUGCUUUGACAGGAAGGACAGCAGCAUGCUGCACAUCCAGGACACCUCUAUAGUUGUGGCGAUGGCUCCCCCAAGUGGAGGGAGGCAGGCAGUGACUCCCAGAUUCCUCCGGCACUUCAAUGUCAUUUCAAUAGACGCCUUCAGUGAGGACACCAUGAAGUCCAUCUUCCAGCCUGUCAUGGACUGGCAUUUCAACAGAGGCUUCGAGAACUCCCUCAAGCGCUACUCCAGGAUCUUAGUCUGGGCUACUACCGAGGUGUACACACAGACUGUAUUGAACUUCCUCCCCACCCCCUCCAAAUCACACUACACCUUCAACCUGAGGGACUUCUCCAGAGUCAUACAGGGUCUGCUCCUGCUCCCCUCAGAGGUGCUGCCCGAAGGGAGCAACGGCGCCCACAAGCUUAUGCGGCUCUGGAUCCAUGAGGUGCACCGCGUCUUCGCUGACCGCCUGGUGGACAACAAGGACAGAAAGCUGUUCUUCCAGCUUGUUAAGGGGGUGGUGCAGAGUCAGUUCAAAGAGAAGAUGCCCAGCCUGUUUGGUCACAUGGUGAUUGGCCGGGAUGUCCAGGAGGAGGACAUGAGGGGCCUGUUCUUCGGGGAUUAUCUGAGCCCCCGCAACACCGAGGGAGCCCCCCGACACUACGACGAGAUCCAGGACAGCAGCCAGCUGAAACAGACUAUGGAGCGCUGCCUGGAGGAGUUCAAUGUCCUGAGCAAGGCUCCCAUGAACCUGGUCAUGUUCCAGUUCGCCAUCGAGCACAUCUCCCGACUCAGCAGGGUCUUCAAACAGCCGGGCGGACAUGCGCUGCUCAUCGGUAUCGGAGGGAGCGGACGGCAGUCUGUCACGCGACUGGCUGCCUUCAUGGCAGAGCUGGAGCUGUUCCAGGUCAAAGUUCAGAGGUCAUACUCUGUGAGCGAAUGGAGGGAGGACCUGAGGCAUGUGCUGAGGGGGGCGGGGCAGAAUGGCACCCCCACUGUCUUCCUGUUCGCAGACCACCAGAUCAAGGAUGAGUCUUUCUUGGAGGACAUAAACAUGAUUCUGAACUCGGGCGACAUCCCCAACCUGUUUGAUAACGAGGAGCGGCUGGAGAUCAUUGAGAAGAUGCAGCUCUCCCCAGUCGAGGAGGCUCGUGGCUCUGUCUCUCCGGCCAGCCUGUACAAUGUCUUCACUCGGCUUGUCCGCAGCAACCUGCACAUGGCCCUGGCCUUCAGCCCCAUCGGAGAAGCAUUCCGGAACCGCCUGCGCUGCUUCCCCGCGCUGCUCAACUGCUGCACCAUCGACUGGUUCCAGGCGUGGCCUGAGGACGCUCUGGAGAAGGUUGCGUAUCACUUCCUGGACGAUGUGGAGAUGUCACAGGAAGUCAGAAGCGCAUCUGUCUUCAUGUGCAAGCACUUGCACCAGAGCGUGGUGACACUGUCUCAGAGGUUCUUUGAGUCUCUCCAGAGGAGGACCUACGUCACGCCCACCUCCUACCUGGAGCUCAUCAAGACUUUCAAGAGCCUUCUGGAGAGCAAGCGCCUGGAGCUGCUGACCAGCAAGAACCGCUACAUGGUGGGGCUGGACAAACUGGACUUCGCAGCAGCACAGAUCGCGCUGAUGCAGGAGGAGCUGGUGGAGCUGAAGCCCCUCCUGAUGGAACGCAGCAAGGAGACGGCCGAGCUGCUGACAGUCAUCGCCGAUGAGACCCUGGAGGUGGAGGUGGUGAAGAGAGAGGUGGAGGCAGACGAGGCCACAGCCAACAGGGCGGCGCAAGAGGCAAAGGCCAUCAAGGAGGAGUGCGAGCAGAAGCUGAGCAUAGCCAUGCCGGCCCUCAACGCCGCCAUCACUGCCCUGGACACUCUGAAGGCCAGUGACAUCACCCUGCUGAAGACCAUGCAGAACCCCCCCUCCGGAGUGCGCAUCACCCUGGCAGCCAUCUGCAUCCUGAAGGGAAUCAAGCCUGAGAAGAAGGUGGACCCCAACGGCAGGAGCAGUGACGAUUACUGGCCCUCAGCUAAGAAGAUGCUCGGAGACAUGAAGUUCUUGGAGUCUCUCAAAGAGUUCGAUAAGGAUAACAUUCCCCACAAGGUGAUUGCUCAGAUCCGACGGGAUUUAAUCAGUAACCCGGAGUUCCAGCCAUCCGUCAUCAAGAACGUGUCGUCGGCCUGCGAGGGGCUGUGCAGCUGGGUGAGGGCCAUCGAGGUCUAUGACAAAGUGGCCAAGAUUGUGGCCCCAAAGCGGCAGCGGCUGGAGGCAGCGGAGGCAGAGCUGGUGGUUCAGAUGGAGAAGCUUGGCGUGACGAGGGCUGAGCUUGCUGUGGUGAGCGCCAAGCUGGCCGGACUGCAGGAGCAGCUCUCCCAGAAACUACUGGAGAAGAGGAGCCUGGAGGAGAGUAUCGAGCUGACCAAGCUGAAGCUGGAGCGUGCAGAGAAGCUGAUAAGUGGUCUGGGAGGGGAGAAGGAGCGCUGGCUGCAGAUCUCCCAGCAGCUCCAGGACACCUACCAGAACAUAGUGGGGGACGUGCUGCUCAGCGCUGGGGUGGUGGCGUACCUGGGGCCCUUCACUCCUAACUUCAGACAGGAGGUUCUGAAGGACUGGUCAAGGAUGUGUAAGCUGAAGGAGAUCCCAGUCUCCCCCAAUUUCUCCUUGUCUGCCACGCUGGGGGACCCCGUCAGCAUCAUGGAGUGGCAGCUCUACGGGCUGCCCCGCGACACGUUCUCAGUGGAGAAUGCCAUCAUUGUGACCUCAGCGCGCCGCUGGCCCCUUAUGAUAGACCCCCAGGGCCAGGCCAACAAGUGGCUCAAGAACAUGGAGAAACUCAACAAGCUGCACGUGUGCAAAGCCUCAGACCCGGACUACCUGCGCACUCUGGGAAACUGCAUCCAGUUUGGGACUCCCAUGCUGCUUGAGAACCUUUCUGAGGAGCUGGACCCGGUGCUGGAGCCUCUGAUGUUGCGACAGACCUUCAAACACAGCGGCGUGGAGUACCUGCGCCUGGGCGAGUCCACCAUCCAGUACAGCCACGACUUCAGACUGUACCUGACCACCCGCCUCCGCAACCCCCACUACCUGCCCGAGGUCUCUGUCAAGGUGACCCUCCUCAACUUCAUGAUCACCCAGAUGGGCCUGGAGGACCAGCUGCUGAGCAUCGUGGCGGCCGAGGAGAAGCCUGAGCUGGAGGAGAGCAAGAAUCAGCUGUACCUGGAGGGGGCGCUCAACAGGAAGCAGCUGAAGGAGAUCGAGGAUCAGAUCCUAGAGGUGCUGUCCCUGUCACAGGGGAACAUCCUGGAGGACGAACGAGCCAUCGACAUCCUGUCCUCCAGCAGGAAGCUGUCACAGGAGAUCCUGGAGAAGCAGGAGAUCACCACGGCGACGGAGCGGGAGAUCGACGACACCCGGGACGGGUACCGGCCGGUUGCGAACCACUCCAGCGUGCUGUUCUUUGUCAUCUCGGACCUGGCCAACAUCGACCCCAUGUACCAGUACUCCCUGGCCUGGUUCAUCAACCUCUACAUCAGCUCCAUCACCCAGAGUGAGCGCUCCGCACUGCUGCAUGAGAGGAUCAGCAAUCUCAACACCCACUUCACAUACAGCGUGUACCAGAACGUGUGCCGCUCGCUGUUCGAGAAGCACAAGACGCUCUUCUCCUUCCUGCUCUGCGUGGGGCUGCAGCGGAACCGCGGCCGGGUGGACGAGGCGGAGUGGCGCUUCCUACUGACCGGGGGCGUAGCCCUGGAGAACCCCUACUCAAACCCUGCCCCUGCCUGGCUCAAGGGCCAAUCCUGGGGCGAGCUGGUGUGCCUCUCCACCCUGACCUCCUUCUCCAGCCUCAGGAAGCACUUCUGCUCCAACAUGGCAGAGUGGAAGAAGAUCUACGAUGCCUCCCACCCCAACGAGCUGCCCCUGCCAGAGCCCUGGGAGGACAUGCUGACUGCAUUCCAGAGACUGUUGGUCCUACGCUGCAUCCGUCCAGACAAGAUCAUCCCUGCAGUCCAGCAGUUCAUCAUAGACCACAUGGGCGCCCCCUACAUGGAGCCCCCACCCUUCGACCUCCAGCGCAGCUACAGGGACUCCAGCCACGGCACCCCCCUGGUGUUCCUGCUCUCACCCGGGGCUGACCCCAUGGCCAUUCUCCUGCGCUUCGCAGAGGAGCAAGGGAUGGCAGGGGCCCUGCAGACCAUCUCCCUGGGCCAGGGGCAGGGACCCAUCGCUCGCAGGAUGAUCCAGAAGGGUGUGGCCGAGGGCACCUGGGUGGUCCUGCAAAACUGUCACCUGGCUGCCAGCUGGCUCCCGGAGCUGGAGCAGAUCUGCCAGGAGCUCAUCCCAGACCGUGAGCACACGCGGCCAGGCUUCCGCCUCUGGCUGACCAGCUACCCUUCGGCAGACUUCCCUGUGUCCAUCCUGCAGGACGGCAUCAAGAUGACCAACGAGCCACCCAAGGGGCUGCGCGCCAACCUUCUGCGCUCCUACCUCUCCGACCCCAUCUCCGACCCUGCCUUCUACAGAGGCUGCAGCAAGCCCCGGGAGUGGGAGAGGCUGCUGUUCGGGCUGUGCUUCUUCCACGGGCUGGUUCAGGAGCGGCGCAUGUUUGGCUCGCUGGGCUGGAACGUCCCGUACGAGUUCAACGAGUUUGACCUGCGGAUCAGCGCCCGGCAGGUCCAGAUGUUCCUGAACGAGUACAGUGAGGUGCCUCUGCAGGCGCUGUCCUACCUGACGGGGGAGUGUAACUAUGGGGGCCGCGUGACGGAUGAGUUCGACCGGAGGCUGUUGCUCAGCCUGCUCGCCACCUUCUACAACCGGGAGCUGCUCUCCCAUGACGCAUACCCCCUCUCCCCCAGCGGGGUGUACCGCGUGCCCCUGGGCAGAGGCAUCCACAGCUACCUGGAGUGCAUCAGGAGCCUGCCCCUCAACGCCAGCCCUGAGGUGUUCGGACUGCAUGAGAAUGGGAACAUCACCAGGGAGCACAAGGAGACUCGGGAGCUGUUUGAGGGGAUCUUGGCCACGCUACCCAGAGAGGUCUCAGGCGCUGGGAAGUCUUCCACUGAGGUGGUGCAGGAGCUGGCCGCAGACAUCCUCUCCAAAAUCCCUCCGGACUUCAACAUAGAGGAGGUGAUGCAGCGAUACCCGAUCUGCUACAGCGAGUCCAUGAACACGGUGCUGGUGCAGGAGCUGCUGCGGUUCAGCCGGCUCACUGGCACCGUGCGCUCCAGCCUGCGAGACUUGGGCCGGGCCCUGCGGGGCCAGCUCCUCCUGUCAGCUGAGCUGGAAGACAUGUUCAACAGCAUCAUCAUGGGCAAGGUUCCUGCCAUGUGGUUGAUGACAUCAUACCCAUCUCUGAAGCUGCUGGGCAGCUACAUCAGCGACCUGCUGCUGCGCCUGCAGUUCUUCAGGGACUGGAUAGACAGGGGCGCCCCAGCUGUGUUCUGGAUCUCAGGGUUCUUCUUCACUCAGUGCUUCCUGACGGGGGUGCUGCAGAACCACGCCCGCAAGUACCACGUCCCCAUCGACCACUUGGGCUUCCAGUUCCACGUGAUGGACCCCCCCAGCGCCAGGACCCCCCUGCUGCCACUGCAGGUGGAUGGCGUGUGCAUUGAGGGCUUGUUCAUGGAGGGGGCUCGCUGGGACCAGGAGAGGAGGACCAUCGCAGAGUCUCUGCCCAAAGUCCUGUACGAGAGCCUGCCGAUCAUCUGGUUAAAGCCAAGUGAGAAAUCUUCACUGAAGGAGUCCUCCACAUACGCUUGUCCAGUCUACAAAACCAGUGUGCGACGCGGGCUCCUGUCCACCACCGGUCACUCUACCAACUACGUGCUGACCAUCCAGCUGCCCUCAGAGCGACCACAGAACCACUGGAUCAAUAGAGGCGUGGCCUGCCUCUGUCAGCUGGACUAUUAGGAUUUACAGGCUGGUCCCAUCAGAAAAGAAACCACAAACGCUGUGUGCGUUGAGAUUAGCAACACCUUAACAGUGGAGCCUUGUUCCCAUGAGAGAAAAGGACCUCUGAGUGUCAUGUGACAUGCGUGUGGUUUCCACCCAGGGACUGCUGUUAUACCACCGAUUUCAUGUGUAUGUGAUACCCCAAACUUAAUAUAACAAACUAGAUGCAACGUUGACUUUAUCUGUGGUCCACCUCGGGGCUUUAAACCACAGGCCGAGAAGUUUAAAAAGAUUCCAGAACCUGAGAAAAUGUAUCCAAUCACAGCAGUGCCUCAGCUGAAACCACGCAGAACGAUUCCAUUCCUGGUUUUAAUACGAGCUUCAUCCAGUUAGUCAGAAGCUCAGGUGCGUCUGAUUAUUCCCAUAGUAAAACCUGAAAGAGCUCAAAGUGAUUUGUAAUGGGAGCCUUGUUUCCAUCCUUGAAUACAGAACAUGCAAAUAACGAUGGCUAAUCAUAUCGACAAGCAGGUGUUUCAGUGCAGGAAGGAUCUGUGGUUUUCAAUCCAAGCAGGGGUGUUAUCUGGUAAGAUUCGUGCUGCUCUCAGUCAGCAUUCUCAACCAGGGAGACGCGUCAGAGUUUAUAGUAAAACAUUGUUAUGGACGGGUGAAGCAAGAUUGAGAAGCACUGUUUUAAGAGAAGGAGCGCACACACAAGCUAUCACUCAGUUAAAGACCUUUAACCAUGUUUCCAAUUCAAUCGGCUGGGUUACUGGACAGCUGCUGUGAACAACUCGCUACACCAUCUUAGCAACUUUGACAAGAUUGCCUUGAGUAAAAAUAAAAUAAAUAAAAAGAGUUAAAAAUUUAAUUUGUUUGGCAAGUUAAAGACACAUUUAUAUUAUUGUUUUAAUCAAUCUUUUAUACUGUGAUAACAGUUGGAGGUUUUUUUUUUUUUUUUUGCAGGAUCCUGGAAAUAUAAUACUGCUCUACAUUCUAAAAAUGUGUUUAAAUCCAAUCUGCUUGCUUGUAAGGAAUGUGUUGAAUAUUAUAAAAUCGAGCGCAAAAAGGACUUUAGAUUGUAUCCUCGUUGGGCAUGUCCUGCUGUAUUAUUAUAUCUGUUUGCUUUUAGACUCCAGAAGUUCAUCUGUAACUACACCACUCAAUCGCAGGAUGUGUAGAAACAGAAGAAUGAACGAGUACAACUCUGUGUCUUGAUCAAUGCCUAUUCCAGCAGCUGUUCUGCCUAAAUUGAACAUGUUUAUUGUUAGAAUUUCUACAUCCAACUUAAUUGUAAUACACUGUAGUGUUCUAUAAGUACAGUAUCUAGCGUGUCAUAUUAAAUAUAAUAGUAGUAUUAUAGCGGAUCGUGGAUUAUUGCCCACCUCAGCAAUAACAAGCCAUGAUGUCGUACGGAACACGAAAGCCAGAGUACUUGUAUUUUAUUUUUAUUUCCGACAGUAAUCCGAGGACAUGCCCCUGAUCUCAAACGCGAGUGCAUUGGAACUGAUAUGGUGAAAAGACCUCUGAAACAGACUUCAGAAGGUUAAGUGUAAAAAGUUGUCAGGAUGUUAACAAAAAGAAAAAUUACAUGCAUGUUAUUUAAACAGUUGUAGCAACACGUGGGGAGAUAUAAUGCUAUACAUUUUUUCAGAAACCCGCUACUUGAUCUUUAAAAAUUAUUUUUCAAAGUGAAGAUGAAGUUAAUUUGAACCACAAGAGGGCAGUGUAGCAUAAUAGUGUCCUACCAUUUACAUACUAAUAUAUAAAUAUAUAUAAUCCAGUCAUAGUGUUCAUCUUAGAAAACUCUUACAUUACAAAUAUUAGAAUAAAAGAAAAACAAAUCUAAUCCUCCACCUCUCAAAUUGCAUUAUAUUUUGUGAAAAGUAACCCAUAUGCAGUGAUCAUCUGCCCUGAUACCCCGCCUGUACCAAGUUUAUAUGAUACUCAUGAGAGCAUUAACAGUAUAUCCAACCUCAAACCAGCAGAACAUGCAAUCCCAAAGAGGGGCUUGGUUACCUGAAAACUUCUUGUAUGAGUGGAGAUGUGAAUUUGUUUGCAGAUCUCAGAACCGUUAACCAGGCAGAUGCAAGAAUAAUCAGCUUUCUACAGGUCAACCCGUUCAGUUAUAUCUAAAUGCAAAAGCACUCACUGCUGCUUCUCGGAGUGGAAUAAAAAGCUUCAACAGCAGCACGUAGCUCUGCCCCUUUUGCAUCAGAUUCAUACCACCCCCCCUCCGGUUCCCCGAUUGAUCCCCUUACAGCUGCUCACCUAUUCUGGGGGUCUGCUGCCUCGUCCAAUUGGUGGCCCCUCACUGCAAGUGUGUGUAAGGCGAUUACUCCAUGCACUCGUCAUGUAAUCAAUACAAAUAUUUCUAUUGAAAAUGCCUGUGCUUUUUUACUAAAACAGUGGAAAAGAAAAGUAUCCCAAUCUACACACUCUGCUAUACCUCCAAUUUAAACACUGAUAAUGUGUUCAUCCCAAAACACCAGCAUUCUGCCACAGCCAAUUCCUGAAUUCCAGGAUUGGGGACUGUAGUCCUUUCUAAUUUACUUUAACCAAGAACUACUAAAAGCAGUUAAACUCAGAGCUGACAUUCAUGCUUCAGGUAGCUUCCUCUACAGUUUCACACAAUGCUUGCAAGAAGCAAGAUCCUGCUGCUUGUAUCGGUGUCUCAGCAGACAUACGUGAUGAAAACA